This is a messenger RNA of Mytilus trossulus (common blue mussel), 723 nucleotides long. RefSeq lists its product as uncharacterized. Gene Ontology annotation, molecular function: DNA binding. Gene Ontology annotation, biological process: DNA integration; DNA recombination. The record is from RefSeq and is a predicted model, not a curated record. The transcript has 3 exons. NCBI's taxonomy places the organism in Eukaryota, Metazoa, Mollusca, Bivalvia, Mytilida, Mytilidae. Bases 1 to 723 code for a protein of 240 amino acids.
AUGUCAAAGGAACUCAAGCGCCUUGGGCUAGCUACCAUAGAACACCACUCUUCCAUAGAAGAGAGUGAUAUUGAGAAGAUGUACUCAUAUUUUUGUAAAAAUCUGGAGAAUGCACAGCUUUUGCAGUAUAAGGUAUUUGUUGACAUCAUGCUGCACUUUGGUCGUAGAGGGAGGGAAAACCUGUCAAAUCUUACAAGAAAGCAUUUUGCAGUUAAACGUGGUGCAGAUGACAAAUUAUAUUUCUAUAAAGUAAUUGAUGAGCAAACAAAAAACCACCAGUCAGACAGUGAAUUAUCCUCAGAUGGACGAAUGUAUGAAAUUACAGAUGGCGAAAGAUGUCCAGUGAAGUCUUUUGUGAAGUAUAUGAGAAGGUUGAAUCCUAAAUGUGUAAAAUUAUUUCAACAAGCAAGAUCAUACCAUAAAGAAGGAGUGUAUUAUGACAAUAUACCUCUAGGUCAUAAUAGACUUGGCCAAUUCAUGAAUGAAAUUAGCAAAAUGGCAAAUCUUUCUCACAUAUAUACCAAUCAUUCCUGCCGAACAACAACUGUUCAUCUUCUUGACGAAGCGGAUAUUCCAAGCAGACAUAUAAUGACAGUUACGGGACACAAGUCAGACACAUCUCUAAAAACUUACUCUGGAAAAACUUGUGAAAAAAAGAAACGGCAUAUGUCGGAAAUCUUAAGCUCAAAAACAUGUGGAAAAAAUCAUGUAUAUCUAAUAUAA